Molecule: messenger RNA, 1086 nt
Organism: Stylonychia lemnae
Lineage: Eukaryota; Ciliophora; Spirotrichea; Sporadotrichida; Oxytrichidae
Source: the annotation of a GenBank genome assembly
AUGAAAUCUGCUACAAAUUUGAGUGAACCGUUAAUUUUUCCACAUACAGAAAUAGCCUUUGAGAAAUCUGAUUAAAAAGCACCGCCAGCUUACUUAUUUUGGACGUGCGUAUUGGCUGGAGUCUUAUUUGGUGUAUACAACUUUCUAUUUGGAGUUAUCAGUUACCUCUAUAUUCAGGGAACUUAUCUAUUUUGCUUAGGUGGAAUUUCAAUAGCAGUCAUCUACUAAUCUUACUCAAUUUUUGCUUAGCAUAGAAGAGAUGGCAGAUUAUGGGCUAUAGAAAAAUCAAACUUUUUUAAAUGCCAUUAAAUCCAUGAAAAUCAAUUUACAUUAAAUUGUGCUAACAUUAGAGGAUGUGUUUUUCUUGCAUUAGUCAUUCAAACUACAUUGACACUAAAGCUAUAUACAUUUAGGUACGCCCUAGAAAUUUAGCUUAAUCAAGGCAUCGUAUCGUCACUUUUUGCUCUAAGUACAGUUACUACUAGCAUAAUAUUCUACUUUGCAUUUAAGUAGAAAAUUACUCCAGUGCAAAUUUUGGGAAUUUGCUUUAUUUUAUUAUUUGUUAUCUUGAUUUCAAUGUCAAAGCCCUCUUAAAAAUAUGAUAAUGAUGGUGUUAAACAAAUUGGAUCAGAGCAUAUUAUGAUUGUAGUGCUUUUAGGAGUAUUUGUGGCUUUGCUAUUCACCUCAAAAGCUUUUAUAUCCAAGAUCUAUCAUGAAAGACACAAUUACUAGGCUAUUAACCUUUGUAUCGAUGCAAUUUUCUUACAGAGUUUGAUUCUAUUGCCAUUUUUUAUCAAUUAUUAAGUGACAGUGGGCUACAAGCCUUUUGAAUUGGUAUAUGGUUUUGCAGGAAGUACAUUAUGCAUUAUUGGAAAUAUCUUGCUAUAUAAUGGAGUUAGCAAGGGAAUAGGUGGACCAAAGGUUGCUCUUUCUCAUAUAUAAGGUUUUAUACACACUUCUCUCUCAUUAUUAAUUCAGGGCAUGGUGCCAAACUUUUUGUAGAUUGCUGGAAUGAGUUGUGCUAUAAUUGGAGUAAUAAUCAUAACUAUGGGUCAAGAUUUGAUUAAGCUUUGCUCCAAAAAAUGA